Oikopleura dioica is the source of this 459-nucleotide messenger RNA. Lineage: Eukaryota; Metazoa; Chordata; Appendicularia; Copelata; Oikopleuridae. The record is from the annotation of a GenBank genome assembly.
AUGUCCUCCGGGCUGAGAAAAGAAAUGAGAGCGAUCGAUCGGCAGAUUCUUCAAAUUGAGCGCGAGCAGCAAAAAACUAAGGCAGAAAUUAAAAAGCACGCCAAGAAAAACGACAUUGAUGUGUGCAAAAUUCUGGCCAAGGAAUUGGUCAACUCACAAAAGGCCGUUUCAAGACUGCAUGCUUCGAAGGCUCAAAUAAACUCGGUUAUGAUGAAUAUGCGAACGCAAGCAGCAACAAUCCGAAUGACCGGCGCGGUCGAAAAAUCCACGCAAGUGAUGCAAUCAAUGAGCAGACUCGUAAAACUGCCAGAGCUUCAAAAGACAAUGACGGCGAUGAGCAAGGAAAUGAUGAAGAUGGGCAUCAUUGACGAACUGAUGGACGACGCGAUGGAGUCUCUUGAUCCUGAUGACAUGGAGGAAGAAGUUGAUGCUCAGGCGUGCUAUGAUUACGAUCGAUAG